Messenger RNA from Saccharomyces cerevisiae S288C, 1017 nucleotides. RefSeq names its product Sps4p (gene SPS4). Bases 1 to 1017 code for a protein of 338 amino acids. NCBI's taxonomy places the organism in Eukaryota, Fungi, Ascomycota, Saccharomycetes, Saccharomycetales, Saccharomycetaceae. The record is from RefSeq and is marked reviewed. The transcript has a single exon.
AUGCCAUCAAAUUUGAAUAUAGUGAAGGUUACAAAACCACAAGAAGAAAAUAAGAAUUUUUUACACAAAAACACGAAUGAACCCAAUGAAAUGGAACAAUCGCAGACACAAGAAGCAGUUACAGAAAAUUUUACCGAAAACAGUAAUCUCAGUGCAAAUGAACAUGCAGCUAGGAGGGGUAGAUUAAAUUUGAAAACAGUUGAUCACAUAGAAACUUAUCCAAUAGUGCAAGAAACAGAAGAGAUUGCAAAGAAGAUUGCUCUAACGAGAAUUAUUUUAGCACAAACAAAGCCUAGAAUCGAUAAAGUGGUAGUGUCACGUCCCGUUCAAGCCGUAGCACCAGUGGUCAAUUUUUUUGACAAGAUGGCCAAUUCGACUUUAAGUACAGUAGAGCGCGUUGUCCCUUCUUUGAAAACAAAAACUUAUAAAAGAUUAGGUGAGGAAAUUGCACUUCCGUAUACUUUGUCGAAAAAGUAUGGAAAGCAGCUCAGGGAUACGACAGCAAGAAAUGGAGACAACUAUGUUUACCAACCUGUCCAUGGAAGGUUGAUGAAAUUUAGGAAGUACUAUAAUGAAAAAUUCAUAGACACAAAGGGCAAGCCUUUGAUAAGGGGGCAACUUGACCCUGUUUUGUUACCAGUCAAUAAUACAUUCGAAAAGGUAACGGUAAAGUAUUUGCCCAAAGGUAAGAAAGUUCCAAAUGAUUCCUUUUCUUGUGAGUUUAAUAGGGGGCUAGCUUUAGAAUACAAUUUUAUGACAAGAGCAGUUUCUGCAGUUAGUCAUCAAGUUGUUGGUAUUGCAAAGCUUCCCAUUGCCUAUGGAUAUCAUACAAACUCUGUUUAUAAUAAAAACUUAGACAAACAGGCCGAUUUAAAAAUGAAAAAUGUAUUGAGAGGUACUUGGGAUACCAUAACUGAUUUAGAACGCGAAAUUUGGGCCUCUGUCACCGAUAGAAGUUUGUUUAGAUUUUUUGGCAACAAAUCUGAGGGAGGAGAUUUACCACAUCUAGUACAAUAA